Aplosporella prunicola CBS 121167 is the source of this 711-nucleotide messenger RNA. RefSeq lists its product as uncharacterized. The transcript has a single exon. The record is from RefSeq and is a predicted model, not a curated record. The coding region runs from base 128 to 607 and encodes 159 amino acids. Lineage: Eukaryota; Fungi; Ascomycota; Dothideomycetes; Botryosphaeriales; Aplosporellaceae.
CAUCGAGGAUGGGAUGGGACUACCUGUGUUAGGCGUUGGGUGCUUGGGUGCUUGCAUGGAUGGGUGGUGGGAUUGUGCUUGCUUUGAUUGUUUGAUUGCUUGUUUGCUUGUUUAGACCGGGAGAAGUAUGGCAUGGACUACAGCGGAUAGCGAGAGUGACAAAGCAGUUGGGAGUACGACAGUACUUCAUACUCGUUACUCACUGAGGCUACCUACCUAUACUACAAGACGACUAAUACAUAUAUCUAGAAACGGCAUCAGUAGCAACCAGACCCCUCCCCUUCCAAAGAAAAGCCAUAACACCAGCAAAACACCCACUCACGACCAAUACAACAUACCUACUGUACGGCAUGUCGUAUGCACAAAACCACAACCGCCUUAUCCCACAACAACACCGCCAAACAUCCCAUCCCGCUUACAGCCACAACUUUCCGUUCAACUGAAAAAAAAAAAAAAAAAAAAAAAAAUACUAACCGGGACACAACAGCAGCUCACUCCGCAGACCAGUAGCCCCGAAGGAAGCAAGCAAGCAAGCACGCAAACCGCACCGCCAAGUCGUCCCUCAAUCAAACACCAUCAGGUCAUGGCGCUCUCCACUCCGCACUGAUACCGAAGCCCAGCACCACUGCAUGUUGACGCUGAACAGCACUGCAUACUGACGCAGCACACGACCGCCACCGCGGUCCCGCAUGUCCGCUAAAACGGUCCUGC